AAAGAAAGGGCCAGUGUUACUUCGGUUUGUCGAAACUCUCUCACACAACCAACCUUGUAAUCAUAACACAGCCAGAUAACCAUAGCUAAAGUGUAUUAGUAGCUAAAGAAGUUAUGGCCACGGAUAUUAUUCCACUUCUACCUAGCCAGAACGAUAUUGGGCAUCAUGGGCAAAAACUUUUUAGCAUUGUUAAUGAAUUCGGGCAAGAAUCAAAGAGGUUAUGGAAGCUUGCAGGGCCAGCAAUUCUUACUACCAUAUGUCAAAACUCGCUUGGUGCACUCACUCAAACCUUUGCGGGUCUCGUCAAUGAGGUUGAUCUUGCUGCUGUUUCUGUUGAGAAUUCUGUUAUUGCUGGUCUAGCAUUUGGGGUCAUGUUGGGAAUGGGGAGUGCAUUGGAGACACUAUGUGGGCAAGCAUAUGGCGCUGGAAAGCUGAGAAUGUUGGGCAGAUACAUGCAGAGAUCAUGGAUCAUUCUCUUGACAACGGCUUGCUUAAUGAUACCAAUUUAUGUUUGGUCUCCUCCCAUGUUAGAGCUCUUUGGAGAGACGACUCAGAUAUCUGAAGCUGCUGGGAAAUUUGCUCGGUGUAUGCUUCCACAAUUGUUUGCUUAUGCAAUUAAUUUUCCCAUUCAAAAGUUCUUGCAAGCACAGGGGAAAGUCAUGGCCACGGCCUGGGUAUCAGCUGUGGUACUGGCGUUACACCUUCUGCCAUGACUUAAACUAACUCUUUCCUAAGUUUUCCGAACCAAUUCAGAACUGAUGCAG
Molecule: messenger RNA, 764 nt
Organism: Populus nigra (black poplar)
Lineage: Eukaryota; Viridiplantae; Streptophyta; Magnoliopsida; Malpighiales; Salicaceae
Product: protein DETOXIFICATION 33-like
Exons: 3
Coding region: 114-713 (199 amino acids)
Biological process (GO): transmembrane transport
Cellular component (GO): membrane
Molecular function (GO): xenobiotic transmembrane transporter activity; antiporter activity
Source: RefSeq, a predicted model, not a curated record